GAUCGCGUCUGAACCAGCUCGCUGUAAAAUCUCCCAGGAAAACUCGUAAACCAGCCUCAAAAUGUCCGCCAAAGUGAAAUCGUCUUCCCGCACCAAGUCGUCGCGCGCCGGGCUGGAGUUCCCGGUAGGACGGUGCCUCAAGUACCUCAAGGCGGGCAACUAUGCAAAUCGCAUCGGAACCGGCGCCGGCAUCUACAUGGCCGCCACCCUCGAAUAUCUGGUUGCGGAAAUUCUGGAGCUGUCCGGCAACGCCGCCCGGGACAACAAGAAGUCGCGAAUCAUUCCGCGUCAUAUCCAGCUGGCCAUCCGGAACGACGACGAGUUGAGCGUUCUGUUCCGGGACGUGACCAUCUCGGAGGGUGGCGUGAUGCCCAACAUUCAGGCGAUUCUGCUGCCCAAGAGUACCAAGGGCAGCAAGUCCAAAUCGUCGAUGGAAUCAUCCCAGGGCGGACCGAGCCAGGAGUAUUAGCGGAUGACCGGAGCAGAGCUCUCACGACACUUGAACGUACAGAAUGGCAUUUUCCACCACCAAACAUGCUCGCUUUAUUGUUUCUUUUUUUUGUAGUUGUUAAGGAUAGCGUUCUGAAGCGCAGAUUUUUGUUUGAUUGAUUAGAUCGGUUCUAUUGUUUGAGCCUUUGUUUAGUUUGGAUAAGGUUGUAUUCUUUAACAUUGAUUGAUUACCUAUGUAAUAAAACACGCAGUAUUUCUUGAACCA
Molecule: messenger RNA, 715 nt
Organism: Culex quinquefasciatus (southern house mosquito)
Lineage: Eukaryota; Metazoa; Arthropoda; Insecta; Diptera; Culicidae
Product: histone H2A-beta, sperm
Exons: 2
Coding region: 62-469 (135 amino acids)
Cellular component (GO): nucleosome
Molecular function (GO): DNA binding; structural constituent of chromatin; protein heterodimerization activity
Source: RefSeq, a predicted model, not a curated record